Myotis davidii is the source of this 4239-nucleotide messenger RNA. It is a transcript of the gene SMC2, whose product is annotated as structural maintenance of chromosomes 2. The transcript has 24 exons. The record is from RefSeq and is a predicted model, not a curated record. Gene Ontology annotation, biological process: chromosome organization. The coding region runs from base 145 to 3405 and encodes 1086 amino acids. Lineage: Eukaryota; Metazoa; Chordata; Mammalia; Chiroptera; Vespertilionidae. Gene Ontology annotation, molecular function: protein binding; ATP hydrolysis activity; ATP binding. Gene Ontology annotation, cellular component: chromosome.
UUCCGGCCGGGACGCAGAACCCGGGGCGGCUGCUGCAUCUGCCAUGGUGGGAGUCGGUUUCUAGCGCCCGAAGUCGGGCCAGAACUUCCUUUGCGGCCUAUUGGAUUCCUAGCAAAGGCUUACCUGUCCAAGUCAGUCGUGAAAAUGCACAUUAAGUCCAUCAUUCUCGAAGGAUUCAAGUCCUAUGCUCAGAGGACUGAAGUCAAUGGUUUUGACCCCCUCUUCAACGCUAUCACGGGUUUAAAUGGCAGUGGGAAAUCCAACAUAUUGGACUCCAUUUGUUUUUUGCUGGGCAUCUCCAAUCUGUCUCAGGUUCGGGCUUCUAAUUUACAAGAUUUAGUUUACAAAAAUGGGCAGGCUGGUAUUACUAAAGCCUCAGUCUCAAUCACCUUUGACAAUUCUGAUAAAAAGCAAAGUCCUUUAGGAUUUGAAGUUCAUGAUGAAAUUACAGUAACAAGGCAGGUGGUCAUUGGUGGCAGAAAUAAAUAUUUAAUCAAUGGAGUAAAUGCAAACAAUACCAGAGUACAGGAUCUCUUUUGUUCUGUUGGCCUUAACGUUAACAACCCUCACUUUCUCAUCAUGCAGGGCCGAAUCACAAAAGUAUUGAAUAUGAAACCUCCAGAGAUUUUGUCCAUGAUAGAAGAAGCAGCUGGAACCAGGAUGUAUGAAUACAAAAAAAUAGCUGCCCAAAAAACUAUAGAAAAAAAGGAGGCUAAGCUGAAAGAAAUUAAGACGAUACUUGAAGAAGAAAUUACUCCAACCAUUCAGAAAUUAAAAGAGGAAAGAUCUUCCUACUUGGAGUAUCAAAAAGUAAUGAGGGAAAUAGAACAUUUGAGUCGUUUAUAUAUUGCUUAUCAGUUUUUGCUUGCUGAAGAUACCAAAGAACGCUCAGCUGAGGACUUAAAAGAAAUGCAGGAUAAAGUUCAAAAGCUUCAAGAGGAAUUGUCUGAGAAUGAUAAAAAAAUAAAAGCGCUUAAUCAUGAAAUAGAGGAGUUGGAAAAAAGAAAAGAUAAGGAAAUUGGAGGUGUACUCCGAUCUUUAGAAGAUGCUCUUGCAGAAGCUCAGCGAGUUAAUACUAAAUCUCAAAGUGCCUUUGAUCUCAAGAAGAAAAAUCUGACAGGCGAAGAAAACAAACGCAAAGAGCUGGAAAAAAAUAUGAUUGAGGAUUCUAAAACUUUAGCAGCAAAGGAAAAAGAGGUUAAAAAGAUAACAGAUGGGCUGAACACCCUUCAAGAAGCAAGUAAUAAAGACGCUGAAGCUUUGGCUGCUGCACAACAGCACUUUAAUGCUGUUUCCGCUGGCCUGUCGAGUAACGAAGAUGGAGCAGAAGCAACUCUUGCUGGUCAAAUGAUGGCCUGUAAAAAUGACAUAAGUAAAGCUCAGACAGAAGCCAAACAGGCUCAGAUGAAAUUGAAACAUGCCCAACAAGAAUUAAAGACUAAACAAGCUGAAGUUAAGAAGAUGGAUAGUGGCUACAGGAAGGAUCAAGAAGCUUUAGAGGCUGUGAAGAAGCUUAAAGAAAAACUUGAAGCCGAAAUAAAAAAGCUAAAUUAUGAAGAAAACAAGGAGGAAAGCCUUCUGGAAAAGCGCAGGCAGCUGUCACGUGAUAUCAGUAGAUUGAAAGAAACAUAUGAAGCUCUCUUGGCCAGAUUUCCCAAUCUUCAAUUUGCCUACAGGGAUCCAGAAAAGAAUUGGAAUAGAAAUUGUGUGAAGGGACUUGUAGCUUCUUUGAUUAGUGUGAAAGAUACUUCUGCAACCACAGCUUUAGAAUUGGUGGCUGGGGAACGACUCUACAAUGUUGUAGUAGACACAGAGGUUACUGGAAAAAAGCUACUAGAAAAGGGGGAAUUGAAGCGUCGAUACACUAUAAUUCCACUCAAUAAAAUUUCAGCCACAUGUAUUGCUCCAGAAACCCUGAGGGUCGCUCAGAAUCUUGUUGGCCCUAACAAUGUUCAUGUGGCGCUUUCCCUGGUUGAAUACAAACCGGAACUUCAGAAAGCAAUGGAAUUUGUCUUUGGAACAACAUUUGUUUGUGACAAUAUGGAUAAUGCAAAAAAAGUAGCCUUUGACAAAAGGAUAAUGACUAGAACUGUAACUCGAGGAGGUGAGGUAUUUGAUCCUCACGGGACACUGAGUGGAGGUGCUCGAUCCCAGGCAGCUUCAAUUUUAACCAAGUUUCAGGAGCUCAAAGAUGUCCAAGAUAAGCUGAGAAUCAAGGAGAAUGAACUACAGGCUCUAGAAGAGGAAUUAGCAGGUCUUAAAAACACUGCUGAAAAGUCUAAGGAAAGUGAGGAGACCUUAAAAAACACCAAAGAAAUUCAAAGAAAAGCAGAAGAAAAAUAUGAAGUAUUAGAGAAUAAAAUGAAAAAUGCAGAAGCUGAAAGAGAGAAAGAGCUGAAGGAUGCUCAGAAAAAACUUGAUUGUGCCAAAACAAAAGCAGAUGCUUCCAGCAAGAAAAUGAAAGAAAAACAACAGGAAGUUGAAGCUAUCACUCUGGAACUAGAAGAGCUCAAGAGAGAGCAUGCAUCCUGUGAACAACAGCUUGAAGCUGUAAAUGAAGCCAUCAAAUCCUAUGAAGGUCAGAUUGAAGUGAUGGCAGUUGAGGUGGCUAAAAGUAAGGUAUCCAAAAUGUUGAAAGAUUAUGACUGGAUUAAUGCAGAGAAACACCUCUUUGGACUACCCAAUAGUGCCUAUGAUUUCAAAACUAAUAACCCAAAAGAAGCUGGUCAUAGACUUCAGAAGUUGCAAGAAAUGAAGGAAAAACUAGGAAGAAAUGUCAACAUGAGAGCUAUGAAUGUACUAACAGAAGCAGAAGAGCGGUAUAAUGACUUGAUGAAGAAGAAGAGAAUUGUAGAAAAUGACAAAUCCAAAAUACUUGCAACUAUAGAAGACCUUGACCAGAAGAAAAACCAAGCCCUGAACAUUGCUUGGCAAAAGGUGAACAAAGACUUUGGGUCUAUUUUUUCUACUCUUUUGCCUGGUGCUAAUGCUAUGCUUGCACCACCAGAGGGGCAAACGGUGUUGGAUGGUCUAGAGUUCAAGGUUGCCUUAGGAAAUACUUGGAAAGAAAACCUAACUGAACUUAGUGGUGGUCAGAGGUCAUUGGUGGCUUUGUCAUUAAUAUUGUCCAUGCUCCUCUUCAAACCUGCUCCAAUUUACAUCCUGGAUGAAGUCGAUGCAGCCCUGGAUCUUUCUCACACCCAGAACAUUGGGCAGAUGCUGCGUACUCAUUUCACACAUUCUCAGUUCAUUGUGGUGUCCCUAAAGGAAGGUAUGUUCAACAAUGCAAACGUCCUUUUCAAAACCAAGUUUGUGGAUGGUGUUUCCACAGUAGCCAGAUUUACUCAGUGUCAGAAUGGAAAGGUCCCAAAGGAAACCAAGGCCAAGGCGAAAGGACCCAAGUGAUCACAUGUGGAAGUUUAAAGUAUGAAUUUACUUCUUCACCUUGACCUGCUUUUUAAACAGACUUUUUAAGAACCUGGGAUUUAUCUCGUUUGUUUAUAUAAAGAUUUAAUGUUUUUUAUUACUUGAUCCAUAGUUUCUCUUCCCUUAUAUAAUCACUUAUAAAUGAACAUGAUUUCUCUUUUCUUAACUAUGGUCCAAUUACUGUGAUUUUAUGCAUGUCAUCAAUUAUUUUUCUUACACAGGUCUUGUAGAGUAGGGAGCCUGAGAUACCUGUUUGGUGGGAAAUUCCGUUUGUAAAAACAAAAAUACAAAGAAACAGGUAAAAUUAGCUUAUGGGAUAAAUAUAGCUGAUAAUCAGCUUUUAGUUUAAUUCCUAAGAUAAUAUUAAUGUAUUUUCUAUUGCUAAUAAAGUCAUUAGGUAAGGAAGAAUAAAAAAGCAAGGAUCUGGACCAACAACGGGAACACAGAGCAAAGUGUUAGGCACAUUCUGAGCUAUUUGUGGUUAGUUCCUUGAGAACACAAUGCUAGAUCCCUGAUUCAGACUCAAACGACAGAAAUCAAGUCCUAUUUCCCAUUUUGUGAUGUUUGAAUAUCAUGUUUCUAGAUGCUCAGUAAUUGAUCUGUACAUGCGUACAUUUUUAAAAAACCUUUAUAAAUAUUUCUGUAGGAGUUUAGGAGAAAGGUGUGUUGCUUGCUGCUCUCUGGUGCAAGUUUAUCUGAAGUCUCCCAAUACUUCUGUCAGCCUUUUCAUAAUCUAAUCAAUAACAAUCUAUUGUUGGAUGUGAAUGUAGAAGCCAACAGACCAAAUAAAAUUUACCUUUUUCUUCAGUCUAA